Argentina anserina (silverweed cinquefoil) is the source of this 1638-nucleotide messenger RNA. RefSeq names its product glycerol-3-phosphate acyltransferase 5-like. Gene Ontology annotation, molecular function: phosphatase activity; glycerol-3-phosphate 2-O-acyltransferase activity. Lineage: Eukaryota; Viridiplantae; Streptophyta; Magnoliopsida; Rosales; Rosaceae. The record is from RefSeq and is a predicted model, not a curated record. Bases 1 to 1632 code for a protein of 543 amino acids. The transcript is spliced from 3 exons. Gene Ontology annotation, biological process: cutin biosynthetic process. Gene Ontology annotation, cellular component: membrane.
AUGGCAAAACUUGGAAAAAUCUGUUGUGAGAUGCAAAACCCUGUUGGAAAAACCUGCCUUAUAAACCGGGAAACAUAUAAAUCCCAAGCAAUAAAAAAAGUUACACAAUUAAUGAUGGAUCAGUACUCUUCUGUUGUUUCAGAGCUAGAAGGGACACUCCUCAAGGACCCCCAUCCGUUCUCCUACUUCAUGUUGGUCGCAUUCGAGGCAUCCGGGUUGCUCCGGUUUGCCUUGCUGCUACUUAUGUGGCCGGUUAUUCGGUUUCUUGAAAUGAUAGGCAGGGAGGAGGCAGGGCUCAAGCUCAUGAUAUUCAUUGCAGUCGCUGGAGUUCACGAAUCAGAUAUCAAAUCAGUAGCCCGGGCUGUGCUGCCGAAGUUUUACGUGGAGGAUGUCGAUAUGGAGGCAUGGAAGGUGUUCAGUUCUUGUGACAAGCGAGUUGCGGUGACGAAGAUGCCGACGAUAAUGGCGGAGAGGUUUGUGAAGGAGCACUUGCGUGCUGAUGAAGUUGUCGGCUGCGAGCUGGUUGUGAACCGGGUUGGGUUGGCCACAGGUUUCGUUAAGUGUGAAGUUGGUUCCAGUCAUUUCUGUGACCGAGUGGCCAAACUAGUUGCAGCGGAAUCAAAACAACCUACGUUAGGGUUGGGAAGGCCUACAUCAUCAAGUUCUUCGUUUUUAUCUCAAUGCAAGGAACAAAUGCACCCACCAUUCAUGAUGACCAAUCAAAAGGACGAACAACAGCUCCUCCGUCCCCUCCCGGUGGUCUUCCACGACGGUCGACUGGUCAAGCGCCCGACACCAUCCACCGCUCUCUUAAUCCUCAUAUGGAUUCCCUUAGGCAUCUUACUAGCCUUCAUCCGCAUAACAGUGGGUUUGAUAUUGCCAAUGUGGGCUAAACCCAAGUUCAGCCGGGCAUUUGGCAGCAAAGUCAUAGUUAAAGGCAAACCCCCACCCCCAUCGGCAGGCCCCGGAAACAACAACUCCGGCGUAUUAUUUGUCUGCACUCACCGAACACUAAUGGACCCCGUUGUGUUGUCCACUGUACUCGGCCGUAAAAUCCCAGCCGUCACAUACUCUGUCUCUCGAUUAUCCGAGAUCCUAUCCCCUAUUCCCACGAUCCGAUUGACCAGAAUUCGACACGUCGACGCCGAGAAAAUCAAGUGUGAACUCUCCAAAGGAGACCUGGUGGUCUGCCCUGAAGGAACGACGUGUCGCGAGCCUUUUCUCUUGAGGUUUAGCGCCCUCUUUGCCGAGCUCACAGACCGCAUAGUCCCCGUGGCUAUGAACUAUAGGGUAGGGUUCUUCCAUGCAACCACCGCCAAGGGCUGCAAGGCUAUGGACCCCAUUUUCUUCUUCAUGAACCCUAGACCGGUGUAUGAGGUCACUUUCUUGAACCAGUUGCCACUGGAAGCUACGUGUACGUCGGGGAAGAGUCCACAUGAUGUUGCUAAUUACGUGCAGAGGAUCUUGGCUGCAACGUUAGGGUUUGAGUGCACUAACUUCACCAGAAAGGACAAGUACACAGUUCUCGCUGGGAAUGAUGGAACCGUACAAUGUAGCUCUUGCCUUGAUGGAGUUAAGAAGGUUGUGAAGACCUAUAUGCCGUUUAUCACAAAGACGAGGAUGGCGGAAUAAUGACGA